Messenger RNA from Penicillium brevicompactum, 2319 nucleotides. RefSeq names its product ATP-binding cassette permease mdr2 (gene mdr2). Lineage: Eukaryota; Fungi; Ascomycota; Eurotiomycetes; Eurotiales; Aspergillaceae. The coding region runs from base 1 to 2319 and encodes 772 amino acids. The record is from RefSeq and is a predicted model, not a curated record. Gene Ontology annotation, biological process: transmembrane transport. Gene Ontology annotation, molecular function: ATP binding; ABC-type oligopeptide transporter activity; ATP hydrolysis activity. The transcript has 2 exons. Gene Ontology annotation, cellular component: membrane.
AUGCGCGCUCGGUUGCCAGUGUCUCUGGCCCUGGGCGUCAGUCCGCGCCAGGCCCCGAGACCAUGCAGUUCUUUUGCGCGCAAUGCAAUCUUCACGCCGACACUCAGAACUAUCGCAUCCGACACCAAUGGGCCAGCCCGCCUCUACUCGACCGCCUCGGGUAUUCUCCGGAACGGGCCUCAUGCCCUCUUACCCCGGAAUGACAGUCUCAAAUAUACCCCAUCCACGUCUCACAUUAUCGCUUCAGCACGCUUCUUAUCAUCUUCGCCGAAAUCUUCUCAAGCAAAAAACCCAGCGCCUGCGGAAACCGAGAACACAGCUGCCCGGUCAACUCCGGAACCGGAAGAGGACAAAGGCUUCGAAUUAUCCGAGCGAGCAGCGCAGGCUGCCCAAGUGAACAUGAGCGCCAGAUUGAACAAAGACGGCGGAAAGAAAUCCGGCUUCUCAGAGAUCGUGCGACUAUUGAAAAUCGCACGUCCUGAGUCCAAGGCCCUCACAUUUGCCUUCUUCUUCCUUUUGGUCUCCUCGGCAAUCACUAUGUCAAUUCCUCUGUCCAUUGGUAAGAUUAUCGACGCUGCCACCAAGAACAUCUCCGAGGGAACUGGCGAACUGUUUGGCCUGAGCAUGCCCAUGUUCUACACUGCCUUGGGUGGAAUCCUCCUAGUGGGCGCUGGUGCCAAUUACGGCCGCGUCAUCAUCCUCCGCAUCGUUGGAGAAAGAAUUGUCAGCCGGCUUCGUUCCAAGCUCUUCCGUCAGACCUUCAUCCAGGACGCCGAGUUCUUCGACGCCAACCGGGUUGGUGACUUGAUCUCCCGUCUUAGCUCCGACACUGUUAUCGUUGGCAAGAGUAUUACGCAAAAUCUUUCUGAUGGACUGAGAGCCGCUGUGAGCGGUGCGGCUGGAUUCACGAUGAUGGCCUACACCAGCGCAAAGCUGUCUGCUAUCUUGCUUGUCUUGCUUCCUCCCGUUGGUUUGGGUGCUUUCUUCUAUGGUCGAGCCAUCCGGAACUUGAGUCGCCAAAUCCAGAAGAACCUGGGAUCAUUGACUAAGAUUGCCGAAGAGCGCUUAGGCAACGUCAAGACGAGCCAGUCGUUUGCCGGUGAAGUGCUCGAAGUCAAUCGGUACAACACGCAAGUUCGCAAGAUCUUCGACCUAGGCAAGAAGGAAUCCUUGAUCAGUGCAGCUUUCUUCAGUUCAACAGGCUUGGCUGGAAACUUGACGAUCAUGACGCUUUUGUAUGUCGGUGGAGGUAUGGUGCAAUCGGGCGCCAUCUCCAUCGGUGAGUUGUCAUCUUUCCUGAUGUAUACCGCCUACGCAGGCUCUAGCAUGUUUGGACUCUCAAGCUUCUAUUCCGAGCUCAUGAAGGGUGUGGGUGCGGCUAGUCGACUCUUUGAGCUGCAGGACCGUCCACCCACAAUUCAUCCCACCAAGGGUCUCAAGGUUGAGACUGCACGCGGCCCAAUCCGAUUUGAGAAUGUCACGUUCAGCUACCCUACUCGUCCUGCUGUGAAGAUUUUCAACGAAUUGGACUUUGAGAUUCCUCAAGGAACAAACGUUGCUGUCGUCGGACCAUCUGGGGGUGGCAAAUCCACUAUUGCAUCGCUUUUACUUCGAUUCUACGGCCCCACCGAGGGUCGCGUCUUGAUCAACGGAAAGGAUAUCAAGGGAAUGAACGCCAAGUCUCUUCGGAGAAAGAUUGGUGUCGUUUCGCAAGAGCCUGUGCUCUUCUCUGGGACAAUCGCUGAAAAUAUUUCCUAUGGAUUGCCUCGCGCCACACGAUCGGAAAUUAUCGCUGCUGCCCGCAAGGCUAACUGCCAGUUCAUCAGCGACUUCCCCGAUGGACUUGAUACCCAUGUCGGUGCUCGCGGAGCCCAGCUUUCUGGUGGCCAAAAGCAGCGCAUUGCCAUUGCUCGAGCCCUCAUCAAGAACCCGGACAUUCUGAUCUUGGAUGAAGCUACUUCGGCCCUGGACGCCGAAUCCGAAACCCUCGUCAACAGCGCAUUGGCUUCUCUGCUCCGUGGCAACAACACAACCAUCAGCAUUGCCCACCGUCUUUCAACCAUCAAGCGCUCUGACACCAUCAUCGUUCUCGGAAACGAUGGAAAGGUCGCCGAGCAGGGCUCAUACGAGCAGCUCAGCUCUCGCCCAGAUGGCGCCUUCACCAAGCUCAUGGAAUGGCAAAUGAGUGGCGGUGACACACCUCCCACUUCAGCCCACCCCAUUGAGAGAGAUGACUUCUGGCAACUCGAGAAAGAGGCCGAGUCGUCAGAGCCAGAGAUCGAACAAGAACUGGCAGAGGAGACCUCCCGCAAGAACUAA